UAGUGUGUGAUCCUGCUCCUCCGCAGAAGAAGCCGCUCUUCUCCUCUCCGCUCAUUGGUGGCGCGUGCUCUGCUGUGUCUGUCAGAGUUGGCGCGAACGUGCACGCCGGCGCGAGACAAAGAGCAUCCUGCACUCCCGAGGAAACCACCGGUAUCCUGUUAUCGGUCAGGUUUACGAGUGAUAGCUGUCUGUCGAGGCGUUAUGGCUGAUAAAGAAGCUGCAUUUGAUGAUGCGGUGGAGGAGAGGGUGAUAAAUGAAGAAUAUAAAAUAUGGAAGAAAAACACUCCGUUUCUUUACGAUCUGGUGAUGACCCACGCGCUGGAGUGGCCCAGUCUUACUGCUCAGUGGUUGCCAGAUGUCACCAGACCUGAAGGGAAGGAUUUUAGCGUACACCGUCUGGUUCUCGGCACACAUACCUCUGAUGAGCAGAAUCACCUGGUUAUUGCCAGUGUCCAGCUGCCCAAUGAUGAUGCCCAGUUUGAUGCCUCACAUUAUGACAGUGAAAAAGGAGAGUUUGGUGGUUUUGGCUCAGUAAGUGGCAAGAUAGAGAUUGAGAUCAAGAUUAAUCAUGAGGGAGAAGUGAACAGGGCUCGCUACAUGCCACAGAACCCCUGCAUCAUUGCCACCAAGACCCCCACUAGUGAUGUGCUGGUCUUUGACUACACCAAACACCCCUCCAAACCUGACCCCUCUGGAGAGUGUACUCCUGACCUGCGUCUGAGGGGACAUCAGAAAGAAGGAUAUGGUCUGUCCUGGAACCCCAACCUGAGUGGCUGCCUACUGAGUGCAUCUGAUGAUCACACCAUCUGUCUGUGGGACAUCAGCACAGUGCCAAAGGAGGGAAAAAUAGUGGACGCUAAGACUAUUUUCACUGGUCACACGGCUGUAGUGGAGGAUGUGUCUUGGCACCUGCUGCAUGAGUCUCUCUUUGGGUCUGUUGCAGAUGACCAGAAGCUUAUGAUCUGGGACACACGCUCCAAUAACACAUCCAAACCCAGUCAUGCAGUAGAUGCCCACACUGCAGAGGUCAACUGUUUGUCCUUCAACCCCUACAGCGAGUUCAUUCUGGCCACCGGUUCUGCUGACAAAACUGUUGCAUUGUGGGAUCUGCGAAACCUGAAGCUGAAACUUCACUCAUUUGAAUCGCACAAAGAUGAAAUCUUUCAGGUUCAGUGGUCACCCCAUAAUGAGACCAUCCUGGCCUCCAGUGGAACAGACAGGCGACUCAAUGUUUGGGACCUCAGUAAAAUCGGUGAGGAACAGUCACCAGAAGAUGCAGAGGAUGGACCUCCAGAGUUACUGUUCAUACAUGGAGGCCAUACAGCCAAGAUUUCUGACUUCUCCUGGAAUCCAAAUGAACCGUGGGUGAUUUGCUCUGUGUCUGAGGACAACAUCAUGCAAGUCUGGCAGAUGGCAGAGAACAUCUACAAUGAUGAGGACCCAGAGGGGGCAGCAGACACUGAGGUUCAGGGAUAAAACGGCUCUUUACACCACCCCACUCUCAGCAUAAGACAAAACUCUUCUAAAAACUGUCUGUCUACACACAAGUGAAGAACUUAAGUGCUCUCCCCUAAGUAAUGGAAAAGGAAUAAUUAACUAUUUCCCCACCAGGCAUUUUCUACUACUGUUAAUAGAGUAUUUUUCUAAGAAAUAUGUCAGUUGAUCAUUGGUCAAUAUCACAAUGAGACAAAUGAACCUUCUCAUCCCUUCCCACCAGUGUCUCAUGAAGAUUUCCUUGCAGUUUAAGUAUACUUAAAGUAUUACUUAAUCUCAGAAAAGUGUAUACAGGUGUGUACUGUAGUAUAUUGUGACCAGAGUGCAGUGGUACAAUGUUGAUGUUCAGUAGAUUUUUUUUUUUUUUUACUUGUCCUACAAAUGCAUUUUCCCAUUUAAGUAUCCAUUUAAUUACUGGCUAGAUGUAUUGAUAACUUAAGCUCUUGUGUACUCUUUUUACUUUGAGCUUCAUGUAUCAGUCAGGUGGUGUUUAAUGUCUUUUUAAUGUGACUUUUCAAUGUUUUUCUCCUGUAUGUCCAUACCGUUGUACAGAACAUUAUGAAUAAACUCUUUUUGUUGAUAAA
Molecule: messenger RNA, 2078 nt
Organism: Sinocyclocheilus anshuiensis
Lineage: Eukaryota; Metazoa; Chordata; Actinopteri; Cypriniformes; Cyprinidae
Product: histone-binding protein RBBP4
Exons: 12
Coding region: 202-1476 (424 amino acids)
Molecular function (GO): protein binding
Source: RefSeq, a predicted model, not a curated record